Culex quinquefasciatus (southern house mosquito) is the source of this 5219-nucleotide messenger RNA. RefSeq names its product phosphatidylinositol 3,4,5-trisphosphate 3-phosphatase and dual-specificity protein phosphatase PTEN. The coding region runs from base 1922 to 4846 and encodes 974 amino acids. Gene Ontology annotation, cellular component: cell projection; nucleus; plasma membrane. The record is from RefSeq and is a predicted model, not a curated record. Gene Ontology annotation, molecular function: phosphatidylinositol-3,4,5-trisphosphate 3-phosphatase activity; protein tyrosine phosphatase activity; protein tyrosine/serine/threonine phosphatase activity. The transcript is spliced from 8 exons. Gene Ontology annotation, biological process: cell motility; regulation of phosphatidylinositol 3-kinase/protein kinase B signal transduction; negative regulation of cell population proliferation. NCBI's taxonomy places the organism in Eukaryota, Metazoa, Arthropoda, Insecta, Diptera, Culicidae.
CGCACGUCGCUGUGGAGAGUUUUUCAGUGUUGAGCAGCAAGAGCGGUCGUCGUCGCGGUUUUUGGCUUGUGCAAGCAAAAGUAAAUAACGAGGCAAAGGUGUGCGAAAUUGUGCGUGUGAUUUUCCGAUACUACGCAUCUUGGGUCGGGUGCUACGGUGCACGCGUUUUAUUUUACGUAAGUGACCGGGCCAGGAUCAAGGAUCACCGGGGACGUUUCGGAAGUUUUCGGUAAAAUUGACUCGGUUUCUUCCUGUUCUUUAUUUCGGUUUUUGUGCCCUCUCUUGAUAUUAUAUAUUCCGUCAAUUUGAACGGUGAAGGUCUUCUUUCUCCUCUUGCCGAUUAGCAUUAGUGUGUUGCGGUUCUUCGUCGUCGAGAUCUGCUGCCACCCAUACAAAGGACCAAGGCUAGGGCAGACUCACGUGUGAGAGUGUGGAGAGAAUACACAAAGUGUGCAUGAAAUGUGGUGAUGAGAAGUGAGACGAGCUCAUGUGAGUCGAGUUGUGAGAAAGUGAGCGGUGAGACAGUGAGAUCCGAUGGUGAAGAGUGUAAUCUACUGGAAUAAUAAACUUGGUGAUUUUUAAGCGCCUGAUACUCUACGUCGUCGUCGCCGUCACCGCCGGUUCGCUAUAAUUAAAAUGUCAAUAUCCAGUUGACAUGAGGAGUUACGAUCGACUUCGGCAACAUCGGCACAACAGUAGCAGCAGCAUCAGCGAACGAAACAAGUUUUCAGCAGCAGGUCUCGCGCUGCGAAUUGGGUCUCCGUGAACCCCAUUGACUGGUUGGGCGGUUUGGUUGGGACGAGGAGAAGUUCGUGAGGUUGUAAGACCGGUUGCUGGCAGAACUUGGAGCGAUCGAAGGAUCUCCAGCAGAACUUCCAGCACGGGGGACGGAAGGAGAGGAGCGCGCCUGCUGCUGCUGCAACAAGUCCGGCUCGUGAAGACCGGCUCGCGGUCUACAAGUGCUUGUACGGGUCCGCGUUGAGCGUGUACUGGUGAAGAGAGAGAGAGAACAGUGUUGGGUUGGUGUUUGUGAGGGCAACAGUGCAGCGAAUACAGUGUGAAGAAGAGUGAGAGCGCGCGCGAGAACGUGAGAGGAGAGAACGUGGUGUUGAAGAAGCUCCUGGCCGCAGCUAUGAGAAACCGGUGGUUCAGUUCAGUAUUCUCCGGCACGCUGCAAAGUUGUUGUACCUCCUCCAAGUCGUCGGCGUGUGAGUAGUGUAGAGGAGGAGGUUGGUGUAUGUGUGCACGCGCACCCCGGUGAGUGUGUGAUGGUGUGGGCAUGUUAGAGAAACCUGAAUGGCUAAUAAGAAACACCGCCGCGGUCGCCGUCGCUGUCGAGGUGCAAAAGUGAAGCUGUUCUAUUGUCAGGGAAGACGGGAUUUGCAGUGUCCGUAGCAGCAGUAGCAGCAGCAGCAGCAGCAGCAGCAGUAGCAGUAGAAGUAGCUGCAGUGUCGAGUCCAGUCUCUCGAGUGCUUAGUGGAGUUAUGACGGGGAGAGUUCACAGGAAGAUACCGUUCAGCUACUACGCGUAAAGUAGCGCAAAGGAAGCUACAAGAAACUCGCUCCGCGAUUGCCAUUCCGAUAAGAAGUUCGAGUUCGGUUCGAGUCGGUGAAGAGAUCCUCUCCAGUGGAGUGUUCGAUUCAGCAUUCGAUGCGUUCGAACCUAGAUGUGCAAGAGUGUUCAAGGAUCAACGAAAGAAGCAAGUGUGUGAUAUAGAAAAUCUCUAGCUGACGACCACUGAGCUUGGCCAGCGGCCAGCAGUGGAUUCGAUUGUGUGUAUUCCCACCGAGAAUCACCAUAAAAAAGUAUCAAGAGUGUGCCAUUGUGGGAAGAUAUCCAGAAUAGAAGGAAGGAAGUUCAAUUGCUGUAAAGUGUCGACGGUGUUAGGAAGAAGGAAGAAACGGAGGGAAGCUGGUGUGUAUGGCCAGCAGCAGUCUGUCGGCGACAAAAAUGACCAACCCGAUUCGGGGGCUCGUCAGCAAGCGGCGCAUUCGGUACACCCAGGAUGGGUUCGAUCUGGAUCUCACAUACAUUAACGAUCGGAUCAUCGCCAUGGGCUACCCGGCCGAGCACAUGGAGUCGAUCUACCGCAACAAGAUCGAGGACGUGCAGCGGAUGCUCGAGAGGAACCACGCCGGAUGCUACAAGAUCUACAACCUGUGCUCGGAGCGCAGCUACGACCACAAGCGCUUUCCGUACUACUCGGUGUACCCCUUCAAGGACCACAACCCACCGGACAUCGAGCUGAUCACGUCGUUCUGCCGGGACGUGGACGAGCACCUGCGGGCCAACGGCAAAAACGUGGUGGCCGUCCACUGUAAAGCCGGCAAGGGCCGGACAGGCACCAUGAUCUGCUGCUACCUGCUGUACAGCCGGCAGUUCCAGACGGCGGACGAGGCGCUCCACUAUUACGCACAGCGACGCACAAGCGACGCCAAGGGCGUCACCAUUCCGUCCCAGCGGCGGUACGUUGAGUACUACGCCACGCUGCUGAGGAGCAACGAAACCUACCAGCCGGUGCAGCUUUACAUCUGCGAGAUCCGGCUCACGGGGACGGUCAACAUCCGGGAGGGCACGAUCAACGUGUCCGGCGAGACGCCCAAGCCGCUGCCCGAGUUCCGGCGGACGGACGACACCGGGGGUGGUGGAGGUGGUCUGGUUGGCGGGCAAUCGCCGCCGUACACGAUGCUGGCCAAGAUGGACUACUGCAUGCCGCUGUCCGGUGACGUGAAGAUCGAGUUCGUCAAGAGUUCGGUGCUACGGAAGGAGAAACGGUGCCACUUUUGGUUCAACACGUACUUUGUGGAGCGAGCCGCCAAGAAAGACGCCGAAGGAAACCUCUUGCUAACUCUUAGCAAAACGGAAAUCGACGACGCUCACAAGGACAAGCACCACAAGGAGUACCCUAACAACUUUUCGGUCGAACUCGUGCUCCGGAGGGUACCGAACGGCAGCAAAUAUUCGGAGAGUGUGAGUCUGAAAAAAUGCCAUCCACCACCGAUGCACCAGCAGCAUCAUCAGCAGCAGCACCCGCUCCACCCGGUGGGCCUCGCCAUGACCAACAACAGUUCCCCGCUCAUCCGGUCCAGCUUGGAGAACAACCGGCAAGUCCCACCGCCGCACCACCAACAGCCUCCCCCGUUGUCCUAUCAGCACCACAUUGCCCAGCAGCAACAGCAGCAGCAGCAGCAGUACCAACAGUCGAUUCACCGGUCGCAAGUUGGCGGUGAUCCGUACCGGGCGGCGAUGAUCAAGCAGCAAAACAGCUACAACGAGGGCGGUGGCGGUGGUUAUCUGGGGCAGCAACCGUUGCAGAACAAUCACAACCAGCAGCAGCAGCAGCAGCUUCAGCACCACCUGGAGUACUCGGGCACGUCCAGCUCGGAGUCGUCGACGGAGGAGGAAGGAUGGGAUUCCGGUGAGUGUCCAACGCAACUACUAGAAUCGCCUGCGAAAGCGGCAAACUUGUUAUAUUAUCGAAACGAUAACUAUUACUACGGUAGCUGUAGUAGCAGCAGUCCCACCUCCUCCGGCCCCUCCUCGUCCGCAUCACAUCCCAAUCCCACCGCUACAACCACCACAACCGCAAUCUCCACGGUCAGCUGUAACAGUAGUAGUAGUGUCAGUAAGAUCCGUGAACCGAGCGUCGCGGAAAGCGCUAGUAACAGUAGCAGUAGUGGUAAACUUAGUCAUAAUGCUGUCAGUAGUUCAAACUUAAACCAACCAUUAGCUAAUACAACAACCAUCAGCAGCAGCAGCAGCAGUAAUAGAAGUAGCAUUAAGCCUGCCGUAGUAGUGCCUGAACCCUUUAAACCUCCCCGUGCAAGCAACGGCAAGCUUCCCGUAGAACCGCUAACAGCCGUUGCUUGUCCCUCUACCUCUUCUGCUAACGCUAACGCCUCCGCUUGGCCCUCUAUCGGGUUGCGACGGAAGAAGAAGAAAUCCUUCAAAUCGACUUCCGCGCGAAACUUUGCCCUGGCCACGAGCGCUUCCGUCGCUUCAGCUUCCACCAAAUCCGGCAAGGGUCGCUUCCGUUCGUUCCGCUGGCUUAAGAACAUGCGCGGCGAUCCUAACCUCAAAAAGGUCCUCGCAACCAGCGGUGACAUCGUGACGCUCACGAACGCCGGCCGACCCGUUGAGGAACCCGAUCCGACUAUUCCGUCGACGCCCCCUCCCAGCCCGACGAUAAACGCCCUCAUCGUAAACGCCACUGAACGGUUCCUCUCCUCGUCCGGCGAAAAUCUUCUCUCAUUGGACUAUUACUCGUCAAUUUGUGAUAAACAGCUUAGCUUCGAGUCCCCGUGCAAAAGCCCAGGAUAUCUGAUGAAGCUGAAUCUCUCCCGGCGGCCCCCCGCUCCUCCCCCCUCCGAACCCGACUGUCCCGUCGUGGUCGCCAAGCCCAGCGAGCAACGGCUCAAAAUCGGCUUCGACGUGACGCCCUCCCCCAGCCCCACCAGUCCGCAGUCAGACAACCCGUUCGUCGUCGUAACGACCAGCGAGCCGGACCCGCAACUCCUCAACCCGCUUCCCCCCACCACCAGCAAAGCCCACAACCUGGUUCCGCGCUCCGAAAAUGCCAGCUUCUGCGACCGCAUCUUGCAAACGUUCGUCGCCGGCAUCAGCCCCCGCAAGUCUUCCGCCGAACACGACCUCCAAGUCCCACCGCUUCCCGCCAGCUCCAGCAGUACUCACAACAGCCCGCUGGUGGCCCGGGCCGUCAGCCGUUGCUCGUCGUUUUCGCUGCGCGAGCUUGGCCAGGAGCUGCGAUCGGUCAUCAAGGCGCAACCCGCGGCCUCGGCCAAACCUCCGGCAUCCAACCCGGAAGAACCUCCGAAGAAGGAGUGACCCGCCCCAUUCCUUCCCCGCCCUUCUCUACACCCGCGGCUGUGCUACGUGUGAAUGCAUGAGUGUCCUUUGUGUGCGUGCGUGUUUUUUUUUCUGUAUGUGUGAGCGCCCACCCCCCAGUUUAUGACGUAGUAAUUUAGUAGAACCAAAUUAGGAACAUUUUUUUCUGUUUGUGCACACAAAUUUACGUCUGUCGAAUGAACGAGAUAUAUGGAACAACUUAAUUGGAAGGUUCGGUUUAACGUUUAAGAGAUUUUUAGUUCUAUUAUUUUAUUUUGUUGUAGCCGUUAAGAACCUUUUAUACAUCACUAUUAUUAUACACGAGAUGAGCAACAAAAAAAAGCUGAAUAAGAACAAUUUUGUCCACAAAGAA